Molecule: messenger RNA, 1959 nt
Organism: Saprolegnia diclina VS20
Lineage: Eukaryota; Oomycota; Saprolegniomycetes; Saprolegniales; Saprolegniaceae
Product: hsp70-like protein
Exons: 1
Coding region: 1-1959 (652 amino acids)
Biological process (GO): cellular response to unfolded protein; protein refolding
Cellular component (GO): cytoplasm
Molecular function (GO): ATP binding; misfolded protein binding; ATP hydrolysis activity
Source: RefSeq, a predicted model, not a curated record
AUGUCUGGUGUCCAAGGUGCUUCCGUCGGUAUCGAUCUCGGUACGACCUACUCGUGCGUCGGCGUGUGGCAGAACGACCGCGUCGAGAUCAUCGCCAACGACCAGGGUAACCGCACGACGCCCUCGUACGUCGCCUUCACGGACUCGGAGCGCCUCAUCGGUGACGCCGCCAAGAACCAGGUGGCCAUGAACCCCACCAACACGGUCUUCGACGCCAAGCGCCUCAUUGGCCGCAAGUUCAACGACCCCGCCACGCAGGCCGACAUCAAGCACUGGCCCUUCAAGGUCACGCCCGGCGCCGGCGACAAGCCCCAGAUCACGGUCGAGUUCAAGGGCGAAUCCAAGACGUUCCAGCCCGAGGAAAUCUCGUCGAUGGUGCUCAUCAAGAUGAAGGAAGUCUCGGAGGCCUUUAUCGGCUCGCCCGUCAACAACGCCGUCAUCACAGUCCCGGCCUACUUCAACGACUCGCAGCGCCAGGCCACGAAGGAUGCCGGUGCCAUUGCCGGCCUCAACGUGCUCCGCAUCAUUAACGAGCCCACGGCCGCCGCCAUCGCGUACGGCCUCGACAAGAAGGGCGGUGAGCGCAACGUGCUCAUCUUCGAUCUCGGCGGUGGUACCUUCGAUGUGUCGCUCUUGACGAUCGAGGAAGGCAUCUUCGAAGUCAAGGCCACGGCCGGUGAUACCCACCUUGGCGGUGAAGAUUUUGACAACCGCCUCGUCGACCACUUCACGGCCGAGUUCAAGCGCAAGCACCGCAAGGACAUGACGUCCAACCAGCGCGCCCUCCGCCGCCUUCGCACGGCUUGCGAGCGCGCCAAGCGUACGCUCUCGUCGUCGGCCCAGGCCUACAUCGAAAUUGACUCGCUCUUUGACGGUGUCGACUUCAACUCGACCAUCACGCGUGCCCGUUUCGAGGACAUGUGCGGCGACUACUUCCGCAAGACGAUGGAGCCCGUCGAGAAGGUCCUCCGCGACUCGAAGCUCUCGAAGAGCCAGGUCCACGAAGUCGUCCUUGUCGGUGGCUCGACCCGUAUCCCCAAGGUCCAGCAGCUGCUCUCGGACUUCUUCAACGGCAAGGAGCCCUGCAAGUCGAUCAACCCCGAUGAGGCCGUCGCCUUCGGCGCCACGGUUCAGGCCGCUAUCCUUUCGGGUAACGACUCGUCGGAGAAGCUCCAGGACUUGCUCCUCCUCGAUGUCACGCCGCUCUCGCUCGGUUUGGAGACGGCCGGCGGUGUCAUGACGACGCUCAUCCAGCGUAACACGACGGUGCCCACGAAGAAGUCGCAGACGUUCUCGACGUACGCCGACAACCAGCCCGGUGUCUUGAUCCAGGUCUUCGAAGGCGAACGCUCGAUGACGCGCGACAACAACUUGCUCGGCAAGUUCUCGCUCGACGGCAUCCCGCCCAUGCCCCGUGGUGUCCCCCAGAUUGAUGUCACGUUCGACAUUGAUGCCAACGGUAUCUUGAACGUCUCGGCCGUCGAGAAGUCGACCGGCAAGGAGAACAAGAUCACGAUCACGAACGACAAGGGUCGCCUCACCAAGGACGACAUUGAGCGCAUGGUCCAGGAAGCCGAGAAGUACAAGUCGGAGGACGAAGCCAACAAGCUCCGCAUCGAAGCCAAGAACGGCCUCGAGAACUACGCGUACAACCUCCGCAACACGCUCAACGACGAGAAGCUCCAGGGCAAGAUCGACGAGGCCGACAAGAAGGCCAUCGACGACAAGGUCACGGACGUCAUCAACUGGCUCGACGCCAACCAGUCGGCCGAGAAGGAGGAGUUCGAGGCCAAGCAGAAGGAGCUCGAGGGCAUUGCCAACCCCAUCAUGCAGAAGAUGUACGCUGCUGCUGGUGGCGCCCCCGGCGGUAUGCCCGGCGGCAUGCCCGACAUGGGCGGCGCUGGUGCCCCCCCUCCGGCCUCGCACGCCCAGGGCCCCAAGAUUGAGGAAGUCGACUAA